UUCACACGUCGGUAUCCUUCUCCUUUAUUUCCCAUUAUCGUGAAUGUUACUGCCUGCCUUGAAACAGCAGUUAAAGAUCAACACGUUUCUUUCUGCUGCCUCUCGUCCUCUUGUCCUCUCAUCACAAGUCGCAGGUUUAGGAAACAGGAGUGAAGAUGUUGACAGUGGAAACACACUGCAUGCUGGUGGUGUCUCUUCACUUUGUGCUAGCUGUUCAGGGUGAUGACUUUGGAGUGAAUUAUCCUGCGCGAGAGAUGUGUGCUUUGAGAGGAUCCUCUGUGGUCAUACCCUGUACAUAUUAUUAUCCUAAAAAGUACUGGGGCACAACUUUAACUGUAGUAACUGUAAAGUGGUUCAGGAGUACUGCUCGUUGUGCUACUGAUUCAAACACAUACGUGUAUCACAGCACUGGAACCAAUGUGAGCACUGAAUAUAAACAGCGGACAGAGUAUCCGGAGAACAAAGUUAAGAACUGCACGCUAAAGAUACGUGAUCUGAAAAGCAGCGACACGGGCAGAUACUGUUUUAGAUUUGAAACAAAUCACCGUUCUGCUAAAUGGACUGAUGUCACUGGAGUGUCCCUUUCAAUAAGAGAGCCCAAGGUUACCCUGGACCAUCCUGGUCCAGAUAAUACUGUGAAAGAAGGCUCUUUAGUUUCCCUGACCUGUAGCUUUGUCCACUGCAACCUGAGGGAGAGCAGCAUUGUCUGGUACAAGGAGGGGCAGCUAAUCGGGAACGAGAAAUCAACCAAACUUCAGUUUAAUGUUUCCUAUGAGGAUUCUGGAAAGUACGGCUGUGCUUCUGCUGAGAACAGCAGCAUUAAAUCUGAAGAAAUCAACUUGAUUGUGAAAUACGCCCCAAAGAACACUUCGGUCUCAAUCACAGCUCCGGGUGGAAUAGUGGAAGGGAGCUCAGUGACGCUGACCUGCACCAGCACAGCAGACCCACCAGUGAGCAGCUACGCCUGGUUCAGGAGGGAUGGAAAUGGGAAUAAGGAGAAAGCACACAACAAACAUCUGAAUUUCAGCAGAAUCAGCUCCAGUGACAGUGGAGAUUAUUAUUGUGAAGCUAACAAUUCUCUUGGCACACAGAGCUCUCCCUCAGUUCCUCUGAGUGUAACAGCAGGCGUGGGAAUGAACAUGUUAGUAUAUGCAGUGGCUGGGAGUGUAGCUGUGAUCAUCUUGCUUAUCCUGGUGAUUAUCAUUUGCAUCAAGAAGAAAAAGAAAGACCAACCAAUAGGAAAAGUUAACGUGAAAAGUGAAGGAGGGAAUCAGGAGUCAACGGGUAUAAAUACAAUAUAUGUAAAUGUAUUACCUUCUACCAGAGGAACACAAGACUAUUUAGAGGAGAUGGAGGGGAUACACUAUGGUGCCAUUCGGUUCCAGGAGAAAAACCAGCCUCACGCACCAAUAGAGGAAAAGAACAUCCCUUUACAAGACUCUAUUAUCUACAGCACAGUUGCCAAGCCAGUCAUCUGAACGAUCAUGGGAUUCUUCUUGACCGCCUUCAGAUGUAUGCUGGGACCUGUCUUUCCUGGAUGUCCUCUUACCUGUCCGGAUGCAUGCAGUCUGUUUUCUAUGCUGGACGCAGUGGUGUUGCAAACACAGUCACUUGUGGUGUACCCCAAGGAUCUGUUCUUGGGCCUCUUCUAUUCAAUAUCUACGUGCUUCCCUUGGGUCAGCCCAUCCACCAAACAGCCUCAUGUUUCACUCCUAUGCUGACGACACCCAGUUCUACUUAAAACUUGAACCAGGAAGCCUCUCUGCCAUGGUCCGGCCGUCGGCUUGCGUUCAAGACAACGAGGCCUGGAUGUCUGCCAAGUUUCUUCAGCUGAGCACUAGCAAAUCCGAACUCCUUCUAGUAGGAUCUAAAACUCAACUUAAGAAUCUCAAUAUAGCUGCCCUGAACCUCGGAAACUGUCUGCU
This is a messenger RNA of Polyodon spathula (Mississippi paddlefish), 1925 nucleotides long. RefSeq names its product B-cell receptor CD22-like. The transcript is spliced from 10 exons. Gene Ontology annotation, biological process: cell-cell adhesion. NCBI's taxonomy places the organism in Eukaryota, Metazoa, Chordata, Actinopteri, Acipenseriformes, Polyodontidae. The coding region runs from base 156 to 1478 and encodes 440 amino acids. The record is from RefSeq and is a predicted model, not a curated record. Gene Ontology annotation, cellular component: membrane.